This is a messenger RNA of Limulus polyphemus (Atlantic horseshoe crab), 8680 nucleotides long. RefSeq names its product myosin heavy chain, non-muscle-like. Bases 356 to 6001 code for a protein of 1881 amino acids. The record is from RefSeq and is a predicted model, not a curated record. Gene Ontology annotation, cellular component: myosin complex. Gene Ontology annotation, molecular function: actin filament binding; ATP binding; cytoskeletal motor activity. The transcript has 39 exons. Lineage: Eukaryota; Metazoa; Arthropoda; Merostomata; Xiphosura; Limulidae.
ACUUGAGAGCUGAAGCCGUUGUAUGGAACUUGUCCCGCUGGUUCACUUUGAAAUUGAAUAUAGUAGUGUAGUGGCUGUAGGUAUAGACUACCGUAUAGUUGUUUGAUUUCAAAUAAUUAAGAAGCGCAAACGUCCUAUAUUUAAUGUUUUCCCCAAUAUUCAUUCCAUUUGUACUUAAGAUACAUAUAAAUUAUAACUGAGUUGCGGUACUAUUGAAACUGAAAACUAUUCUGUUUUAAAACUUUUUUAAAGUCCAACAAUCUAACUAGCUGGUCACUUUAUUCAUAGUAAACAUUUAUUCGGUAUUUCUUCACGGCACUGUACUUACUCAAAUUUGACUUUGUCACAAGACGAAAUGGCGGAUACAGUCUCUUUGGAUUUUCAUAAAGACCCAGAACUGAAGUAUCUGGUUGUGGACAGGAAUGUUGGAACAAAUGAUCCAUCUGUCCAAGCAGAGUGGACUUCUAAAAAGUUGAUUUGGGUUCCCCACGAACAUCAUGGUUUUGUGGCAGCUAGUGUUAAGAUCGAUCGUGGUGACGAGUUGGAAGUAGAGAUAGUAGAAACUGGAAAAAGAUGCAUAGUUAAUAAAGAUGAUGCUCAGAAAAUGAACCCUCCAAAAUUUAACAAAGUAGAAGAUAUGGCAGAAUUGACAUGUUUAAAUGAAGCAUCUGUUUUACACAACUUGAAAGAUCGAUAUUAUUCAGGUCUUAUUUAUACGUACUCUGGUCUUUUCUGUGUUGUGGUCAAUCCAUACAAGAAGUUACCAAUCUACACAGAGAAAGUAAUAGAGUUGUAUAAAGGCAAGAAAAGACAUGAAGUUCCUCCUCAUAUUUAUGCUGUAACUGAUGGAGCUUAUAGAAGCAUGCUACAAGAUCGAGAGGAUCAGUCUAUUUUAUGCACAGGUGAGUCCGGAGCAGGAAAAACAGAAAACACUAAGAAAGUUAUUCAGUACCUUGCAUAUGUAGCAUCAUCCAAGCCAAGAUCGUCCACUUCAACAUUGCAUUCGGCACAGUUUCCACCUGAUGUUUUCCUCCAGCACUUUCCACAGCAGUAUGCCCAGACAUCCAGUAAUGCAAUUGGGGAACUAGAGCAACAACUACUCCAAGCUAACCCUAUUUUGGAAGCAUUUGGAAAUGCAAAAACAGUUAAAAAUGACAACUCAUCAAGAUUUGGCAAGUUUAUUCGCAUUAACUUUGAUGCUUCUGGAUUUAUUGCGGGUGCCAAUAUUGAAACCUAUUUAUUGGAAAAGUCUCGUGCCAUUCGUCAAGCUAAGGAUGAACGUGCUUUCCAUAUCUUUUACCAGCUACUUAGUGGAGCUGCACUAGAACAGAAAAAAGAAUAUCUCUUGGAAGACAUAAAAAACUACACAUUCCUUACAUAUGGGAAUGUUCCUGUACCUGGAGUAGUUGAUAGCCAGGAAUUUAGAAACACAACUAAAGCCAUGGAUAUUAUGGGCCUGUCUCAGGAAGAUUUAGGUGCCAUUUUCCGUGUGAUUUCUGCUGUUGUACUGUUUGGGAAUAUGAAAUUUAAACAAGAAAGGAACUCGGAUCAAGCAACUUUACCCGACAAUACUGUUGCUCAGAAAGUCAGCCAUUUGCUUGGUCUCAAUGUCACUGAGAUGACCAAAGCAUUUCUAAAGCCACGACUGAAAGUUGGAAGAGACUAUGUGACCAAAGCUCAGACCAAAGAGCAGAUGAAUUCUUUUGAACAACUGUGCAUAAACUACACCAAUGAGAAGUUGCAGCAGCUUUUCAACCACACCAUGUUCAUUCUGGAGCAAGAAGAGUAUCAACGAGAAGGAAUUGAGUGGAAGUUCAUUGACUUUGGACUCGACUUACAGCCAACCAUAGAUCUCAUUGAAAAGCCCAUGGGGAUAUUUGCUCUUGUCGAUGAGGAAUGUUGGUUUCCUAAGGCUACUGACAAGACUUUUGUGGACAAACUUCUCAAUGCCCACAACACUCACCCCAAGUUUGUUAAAUCAGACUUCCGUGGAGUAGCAGAUUUCAGUAUCAUACAUUAUGCUGGCAAGGUGGACUACUCAGCAAGUAAGUGGUUGAUGAAGAAUAUGGAUCCCCUAAAUGAGAAUGUGGUAUUAUUGCUCCAGUGUGCCCAAGAUCCUUUUAUAGUACAGAUAUGGAAGGAUGCUGAGAUUGUGGGUAUGGGAGCAGCAACUAUGACUGACACUGUGUUUGGUUCUCGAACUAGAAAAGGAAUGUUCAGAACUGUCAACCAAUUGUAUAAGGAUCAACUGGCCAAGCUGAUGGUCACUCUACGAAAUACUAACCCCAAUUUUGUUCGAUGCAUUAUCCCAAAUUUAGAGAAGAGGGCAGGCAAAAUUGAGGCAUCUCUGGUAUUGGACCAGCUACGUUGCAAUGGUGUUUUGGAAGGAAUCAGGAUCUGUCGUCAAGGUUUCCCUAACAGGAUACCCUUUCAAGAAUUCAGACAAAGAUAUGAACUUCUUACUCCUAAUGCCAUUCCCAAAGGUUUCAUGGAUGGCAAGCUGGCUUGUGAAAAAAUGAUUCAAGCCCUGGAUCUUGACCCGAACCUAUACAGAGUUGGUCAGAGUAAGAUCUUCUUUAGGGCUGGAGUCUUGGCACAUUUAGAGGAAGAGCGUGACAUGAAGAUCUCUGAUUUGAUUAUUCAGUUCCAAGCAUUCUGUCGUGGCCUUCUUGCUCGAAGGAACUACCAGAGGCGACUUCAACAGUUGAAUGCCAUUCGUAUUAUCCAGAGAAACUGUUCUGCUUAUCUCAAGCUGAGAGACUGGGCAUGGUGGAGAUUGUACACAAAGGUCAAACCCUUGCUUCAAGUUACGAAACAAGAGGAAAAACUAAGUGCUAAGGAAGAUGAGCUGAGACAAGUCAAAGAGAAAAUGGAACAUGCUGAACAGGCAGCCUUAGAUCUUGAAAAGAAACUUCAACAGAUUGACAAUGAGAAGAAUAUGUUAGCAGAACAACUGCAGGCUGAAACAGAGUUAUGUGCUGAGGCUGAGGAGAGCAGGUUAAGGCUUUCGUCAAGAAAACAAGAGCUUGAGGAGAUACUUCAUGAUCUAGAAGCUAGAAUAGAAGAGGAAGAAGAACAAAAUCAGAACCUCACAGCUGAGAAGAAGAAAUUACAAUUGAACAUUCAAGAUCUAGAGGAACAGUUGGAAGAAGAAGAAGCUUCUCGUCAAAAGCUUCAGUUGGAGAAGGUUAGCUUAGAUGGCAAGAUAAAGAAGUUGGAGGAAGACUUUGCUUUAAUGGAGGAUACCAACCAGAAGCUAGCUAAAGAAAAGAAAGCUUUUGAGGACCGCCAGUCUGAACUUUCUCAGUGUUUGGCUGAAGAAGAGGAAAAAUCAAAACACCUCAGUAAACUCAAAUCAAAACAUGAAGCAACUAUUACAGAUUUGGAAGAAAGGCUGCGAAAGGAACAACAGAUGAGACAGGAGUUAGAACGAGUAAAACGAAGACUUGAAACUGAACUAAAUGAUGUAAAGGAACAGCUCAGUGAAAAGAAAUUACAAGUAGAAGAUCUGCAGAUGCAGCUAGCUAAACGUGAAGAAGAAUUAAACCAAACUCUUGUCAGGGGAGAUGAGGAAGCUGUAGCUAAGGCACAAUCCCAGAAGCUACUACGAGAGAUUGAAAGUCAGUUGGCAGAAGUUCAAGAAGAUCUAGAGUCGGAAAAAAAUUCAAGGAUGAAAGCUGAGAAGCAGAAACGUGACUUAAAUGAAGAACUUGAAGCACUGAAGAAUGAACUUUUGGACUCACUGGACACGACUGCUGCCCAACAGGAUCUCAGGACUAAACGUGAACAAGAACUGGCCAUGUUGAAGAAAACCCUGGAAGAAGAAGCUAGCACUCAUGAAAACCAAAUCAGUGAAAUUAGACAAAAACACAAUCAUACCAUCGAAGAACUUAAUGAACAACUUGAAGCUCUUAAAAAGGCUGAACUAGAAGCAGUAAAUUCCCAGCUUGAAGACAUGGACAGCAAAGCCACACAGGCAGCUAAGAGCACAAGCACAUUGGAAGGUCAGCUAAAUGAAGCUCAGGAUCUACUACAAGAAGAGACCAGGCAGAAACUGGCCCUCAGUUCUAAACUCAGACAGUUAGAAAGUGACAAAGACAAUCUUCAAGAACAACUGGAAGAGGAGGAAGAGGCUAAGAAGAAUUUAGAGAAACAAGUUUCUACAAUGAGUCAACAGAUGCAAGAUUUGAAGAAAAAAGCAGAUGAGGCAGAUGAACUUUCUACUUUGCUAGAAGAACAAAGGAAGAAGAUGAAUAAAGAUAUGGAAGCCCUUCAGAGACAGAUUGAGGAACUAAAGACUGCAAAUGAUAAACUUGAAAAAUCUAAGAAAAAACUUCAGUCUGAGGUAGAGGACUUGAAUGUAGAACUGGAUAGCCAACGAUCCAAAGUAUCAGAGCUAGAAAAGAAACAAAGGAAGUUCGAUCAGAUGUUAGCUGAAGAAAAAGCUGUAUCUGAGAGAAUAUCUCAGGAGAGAGACAAUGCUGAAAGAGAAGUCAGAGAGAAGGAGACAAAGAUUUUAUCUCUUACACGUGACUUGGAUGAAAAGCAAGAUCUGUUGGAAGAACAAGAACGACUUCGUAAGCAAUUGCAGUCAGAAUUGGAUGAGCUGAUGAAUAAUCAGGGCACUGCUGACAAAAAUGUGCAUGAACUGGAGAAGGCCAAGCGAGUAUUGGAGAGUCAAUUGGCAGAACAGAAAACGCAGAUAGAGGAACUUGAGGAUGAACUUCAGCUGACAGAGGAUGCCAAGUUGAGGUUGGAAGUUAAUAUGCAAGCUCUUAAGUCACAAUUUGAACGAGACCUUCAAGCCAAGGAGGAACAAGCUGAAGAGAAAAGAAGAGGAUUAAUCAAGCAGAUGCGAGACCUAGAAGCAGAGCUUGAAGAUGAAAGAAAGCAAAGAGGAGCUGCCAUCAAUGCCAGAAAGAAGUUAGAGGGAGACUUUAAAGACCUAGAGCAACAGCUGGAAAUGGCUAACCGCCUUAAGGAAGAUGCCAUUAGACAGCUGAAGAAACUUCAGAACCAGUUAAAGGAUUAUCAGCGUGAUGCUGAGGAAGCUCGUAUGUCCCGAGAUGAUCUGAUUGCUCAGGCCAAAGAAAUGGAAAAGAAGUUAAAGAAUAUGGAAGCUGAAACAAUCCAGCUUCAGGAAGACCUUUCAAACUCUGAGAGAGCACGACGCACUGCUGAGACUGAGAGAGAUGAAUUACAAGAAGAGGUUAACAACAAUAGUUCUCGGAGCUCACUCCUCCAGGAAGAAAAAAGACGUCUGGAAGCUAGAAUUCAGCAACUGGAAGAAGAGCUAGAAGAAGAACAGAGUAACUCUGAGAUCAUGAUGGAGAAAGCCCGUAAAGCCCAGACCCAGAUUGAGCAGCUAACUACAGACCUAGCAAGUGAACGGUCUUCUUCUCAGAAAUUGGAAAACAACAGAAUGUUACUAGAAAGACAGAACAAAGAAUUGCGAGCCAAACUUCAAGAACUGGAAACCAGUCAACGUGGCAAGACAAAGUCUGCUAUUUCUGCUCUUGAGUCAAAAGUUGGUCAGCUUGAAGAACAGUUAGAACUGGAAACAAAGGAGAGACAAGCUGCAGCAAAGUCCUGUCGUAAAAUGGAGAAGAAGAUGAAAGAAGUGGUAAUGCAACUUGAAGAUGAGCGACGUCAUGCUGACCAGUAUAAAGAACAAGUGGACAAAGUGAACAGUCGGGUUAAGGCUCUUAAACGUCAGCUGGAUGAAGCUGAAGAGGAAUGUUCUCGGGAAAAAGCCCAGCGUCGUAAAGCUCAGCGUGAGGUGGAAGACAUAAUGGAAGCUAAUGAAGCAAUGUCUCGAGAAAUAUUAAACUUGAAGAACAAGUUAAGGCGAGGAGCGGGUGCCUCUGGAGGAAGUUCCUCAUCUCUACCAACUUCUCGCUACCUAGGAACUAAACGAGGAUCUUUGACUUCCUCUGGUGGUGUAGACGACAUCACCCUGUCUCUCCAAGAUGAAUCCCCCACUAAUGACAGCCAUGUUUAAUGAAGCAUCUAACUGGUCUGGUUGCCGCAGGACUACCACCUGAGUAUUACAAUACGAAAAAAACAACAAAAAAUUACUAGGAAGUAUGUGAUUUGUAGGUUAUGUGGAUAAGGAAGAGUAAAGAAAGAACUGAAAAUGGGUUGUCAAACAAUCUUAAAUGGAACAUUCCUAAAACUUGGAGAGGUGUUCACCUAGCAUACACUUUGUUACUAUUCAGAUACCUUCUUUAAAUUUAAAUAUAGUUGUUUCCUGUAGCCACCUGUACCAAGAAGUGUUUUAUGUCAAUAUUAACUUGUAAGCAUUCCUUACUGAAGCCUAAGUAUGUAAUUUUGAGUCUGCGUGUAGAUUUAAAUAUUAUUGGCUUCUCACAACAAUCAAACUUCUGAGGUAUAGUGUAAAAAAUUGAUGUUUUUCCUCUUCCUGCCAGUUAUAGAAAGAGCAAAGUGAUAAAACUUAACAUAAAAUAUCGUAUAUUUUGUACUAUAAGGUUGUGACACAUUUCUGGUUUUUGGAAUACCCCUUGUAUGUUUUAAUUGUAGGAAAAUUAGUAAGACUACCAUCUUUAUUAGUGAACACAUAGCAAGUAAACUGAACUCAUGGGAAACAACUACCGUUUUCAACAGAAGUAUAAAGUGACUUGACUUUUCUACAUUAGGUGUGAAUGUAUUUAAUUGUUAUAACAGUUUUGCAUGUGUAUACACUGACCUAUAUUAUACGAGUUUCUAAAUGUUGAUCCAAGUAUAGUGAGAAUAGGCAGGAGUUUAUAGUAUUGUACAUGUUACGGUUCUUACUUAGCAAAAACAAUUAUCGGAAUAAUGCACGAAAACAAAGUUGUAUGGUGCGAGUUAAAACACUAUUUUUAAUAUAAAGGACCUGACAUGUUUUGGCAGCCCCUGGUUGCCUUUUUCAGUGGCAUUUAAUUGUUUGUACUUUGAACAUUCUUCUCCAACUUUAAUAGAAAAUACUUUCACAUUUUAAACAUUUUUAAGUGUCAUGAGAAAAUUGAUAGAACUUUUGUUAUUGAAUAAUAGAAAAUAGUGCCUGUAGAAUGUGUCAAAACCUGUUGCCAAAUAUGGUCACACUUUCAGCUUUUGGGGACAUUAAAGUAUGACAAUCAAUCCCACUAUUUAUUACUUAAAAAGAGUAGCCCAAGAGUUAGCAGUGGGUGGUGUUAGCUAGCUGCUUUCUAUCUAGUCUACCACUGCCAAAUUAGAAAUAGUUAAUGAAGAUAGCCCUUGAGUAACAUUGCACAAAAUUAACCAGACAAGCAAAAACUUUAAACUGACAUAUAUGACAGUAUGCAAGGGAAUGUAACAGUUUAUGUUCAAGAACAAAUUUUCGUCCGAAGAAGGCAAUCUUGGGCUGCCAAAAUGUGUUGGGUCUUUUGUAUUAAAGUAAUGUUUAGUUCAUGCUUUACACCAUUGUUGAUGUGCCUUAGUUUAAUAGAUUUGAGCAUGAAUAGUUUGUGUAUUUCGAUAUUUAAAAAAAAGUGCUCUGAAAACAGUAAAGUUUUAAAAACUAUAUUACUUUAAACUGAAAAUUAUGCUAUUAUUUGAUAGAAAAGUAUAUAGAUUGAUGUAGAUGAAAUAUUUUAGCAUUGGUUUUAAAUGGAUUGUAGUUUAUUAGUAAGAGCCUUGUUAACAGAAAUAUAUAUAAAAAAACAAGAACAUUGCAAGUAAGUUAAGUAUAGAUGUUUCAUGUUUUUGGGUGAGUUAAUUUUCAAAGUAUAUUAAUAUCUUCAGUUAAAAACCAUAAUCACUAAAUGUGCAUUACAGAUUUAGCUAACCUCAGGUGGUCUCAGUGUUUUAUUUUGCAGGCUUGAUUUUUACUUCACCAUGGUCACCAUUCUGUAAAAACAAUAAAGAUACAUAAGACAAUUAAUGAAUACAAGAAACAUGAACACACUUAUGGCAUUUUUAGUAUGAAGAAUGGAAAGUGAUGUGGUAGAUAGAGGCAAUCAAAGAAAGCUUUUUUGUGUCUUUAAACAUCUUCAAUACAAUGUAGUUGAAAUGUUGUUUUUUAAAUAUUUUAGACAUUAAAAUUGAUUUGAAACAUUAUCUAAUUACUAUUGUAGUAUUUUUGUUUUGUGACACUGAACUUUGGACAACUAACUUUGUUCAACAGUAAAAGUAUUUUAUAAGGUAUAGUCCAGGCUAGGUGAUAAUCAGUAUUUAACUUACUACACCUGCUGAGAUGGUGCUCUUGUACACAAAUUGAGUAACUAAAUAGUAAGAAUAUUGUGUUUAAUUCUUUCUGCAGCUAUGAUAAGCCCUCUUUGGAUUUAUGGAAACAUAAAAUGGCUUCUGAGUCAUUUUAUGCUACUUGUAGUUUUAUAUUAACAAAUAAAGCAGAUUCUUUGGUUACAAUAUAAACCAAUUCAUUGUACUCUUUGUGUUAUGUAAAGAACUUCAUGAAAAACAUCCUUUUUGACAUCUAAAUUCAAUAUAUAAAGAAUUUUUUUGGGGGGGGGGUGGUUAAAAGAAGUUUUUUUGAUUCUUUUUUCUUCACAAAAAUACCCAAGUAACCCAUCAAGGAGAUAAUUCAAUUCAAUACUUCCAAAAAAGCUCCAGUAAUUUUAUAAUAUCAAAUUUAAGCAGCAUCUUUGAAGCUUAAUUUAACUUUGAUAAAUAACUUAGGUGCGGCAUAAUUUAGAACAAGCUUACACACACACUUAAGUUG